AUGAGUAACGUUCUCUGCAGUCAGUGUAAUAAUAUAAUAACAACAACAAACUUUGUGAAAUGCCAUAACUGCAACGCCAAUUAUCAUUUCUCUACGUGUUCUCCCUUAUCGGAAUCUACAUACACCACUAUGACUGUUGAGAAGAAAAUGAACUGGAGAUGUCAUGUGUGUAAACCUCGGAGUAAAUCUCCUAAUAACAUCUAUCAAGCUUUCGUGUUUGAUGAGAAUAAUCAACAAAAGCAGAUACGAGACGAUACCAUUUCUGAAGAAAAUGACAGAGCGAAAAAAUUCAAAGAGUCUCUGUCUUUUAACUCAGUAAAUUCGAAACUCUGCUCUGUCCAAUCUGAUGUAACAGAAUUAAAAUCGGACAUGAAGGAAAUAAAAUCACAAAUUGAAAUGCUUGCAUCAAAUGUAAAUACGUCCAAUUUACAAAUUAAAGACGAAAUACAAUCAGCACUCUCAACUAUUACUCAAACUUUAUCAACUCUAGUAGCUCAAGUGAGUCAGUUAAACGAUAAAGACAAACAAAGAGAAAAACAAAUUAACAAUAUGGAGAUGCGUAUGAACAAAAUUGAACAACAAAUGAUCGCUAAAAACAUUGAGAUUAAAAACAUUGAUAAUAAACAAAUCUCUCCUUUCGAUGUCGUCAAAAAAAUAGCAGCUUCGCGAAACGUUGAGAUCAAAGAAGAAGAUAUUAGCAAGGCUUAUCGUUUGAAGAGACAAGAAAGCAAAAUUAUUGUCGAGUUCCUCUCUCUGGAUAAAAAAACAGAAUUUAUGAGCAAAAUAGAAAGGCAUAGAGUAGAAGGAUCAAUUAUAAACGGCAAUGAUAACAAUAAUAGCAAAUAUAUUUAUAUAAAUGACCAGCUUAUCUACAAUUACCGCCAGCUUCUAUGGGUAGCAAAGACCAAAGCUCAUGAAGCUAAUUGGAAGUUCGUUUGGGUUCGAAAUGGCAACAUAUUUGCGCGUAAAAAUGAAAAUAGUCCAUCGAUAAUUAUCAACAAUGCUGCCGAUAUUGAGUCCAUAACAUCCACAAUUUAA
Calliphora vicina (urban bluebottle blowfly) is the source of this 1038-nucleotide messenger RNA. RefSeq lists its product as uncharacterized. Lineage: Eukaryota; Metazoa; Arthropoda; Insecta; Diptera; Calliphoridae. The coding region runs from base 1 to 1038 and encodes 345 amino acids. The record is from RefSeq and is a predicted model, not a curated record. The transcript has a single exon.